AUGACCCGAGCUCGAGUCCAUGUUCCUCCGCUGGACAGUCCGUCCAAACAACUGAUCCUGGACCUGACCCGCGAUCUGGAGAAUGUCCGUAUCUUCAAUGCGGAACUCAAAAAGGUUCAUGCCUACGAGCGCCAGACCUUCUACGACAACCUCGACCGCAUCGACCGGGAGCGCGAAGCGGUCCAUACUGCUGCCCUGGAUGAAGCCGCCGCGUACCAUGAACGAGUCAGGGAGGAAGCCGAAGCGACCCUGAGGGCCCACAACCGUGCCGAAGAAGAGGCACGUAGACGCAAAGAAGAGGCUGAGCGCAAAGAAAGAGAGCGGAUCGAGCGCGAAAAGGCAGAAGAACGACGCAGACAGGAAGAAGAGGCUGCCCGCAUUGAGCAAGAACGCAAGAAGCAAGCCGAAGCCGACAAAAAGGCUGCAGAGGAGGCAGAAAGGGCUCGACAGGCAGCCCAAGAAGCAAGGGAGCGCCAGGAGCGCGAAAAACAGGAACGACUCGCUGCAGAGGCCCGUCAAAAAGAAGAAGAAGCUAGGAAGGCCCAGCAAGCGGCCCAGCAAGCGGCUCAGAAGCAGAGUAUUGGAGGUAGCCGCCUGACAUCAGAAGAGGCUCGAAUCCAAGAGCGCUAUGUAGCACUUCAUAAAACACUGAAGGAGAUGCGAGAGCAUCUGCGUAAUAUCGGCAAGCAGAAUCCUGCCGUGAAGGAAGCCAUGGGAGGCAUGCGACGUGCAAUCAAAAUGAGUGUUGGUCAGCUGCGGAAUGCCAAAGGAAGUAACGCGACCACGAACAAGCAACAGCUCAACAAGAUCAGAGAUGAGCUCAAAAAGGCUGCUGCAAUUUCAGAGCCUGCCAUGGAUGUUCGCCAGUUCAUCGCCUUUCCGCCGGAAUCCAUUGCUGGUUCUGAGCAGAAGGCACCUGCAUUGCUGAUUUAUGGUCUGAACAUCUUCGCCAAGUGCCUGAUUGCCUCUCUACUCGCAGAAGCCUCACUAAAACCAGAACAUGCGGAACCGAUUGGUAUAAUUGCAGCCCAGAUUUUUUCUACGGAUGAGUUCAUGUAUCAGGGAAUUCACAUGUCCGAUAUCCUGUGGGCCAAAUACCGGGUGGUAUGUCCCGCGCUUUGGGGCUUCACAGGAGACGAGAAGACCCAAGGAGGGAGACGUGCUCUUGGCUGGUGGCGCGAGAAUCCCGAAGGCCCGUUUAUCAGCGAGCAAGCACACUUGGACCGUAUGACUGCCCUGGGUGCUGGCUUUUCCGCCAUAACCCUACGCAAAUUCGGCCAGACACAGCGUCAAAAUCCUUUCCCCAAUACUCUUUUCUGGACCUCCCUCCAGAAACUCGUCUCCAUGCCCCCCACCGAAGUCCAGGAGACCCAAAUUACUCUCCUUUAUUCGAUGCUCCGAGGUUCUGGUGAACGAAUCCUUGGUUUCUUCGGGCAAUUUGGACUUGUUCUGAUGCGCAAAGCUAUUGUUGACUUGCCGGCAGGAUUAACGCGCCAGAGCAUGUCUGUGAAUCAGUUGAAGCUCCUCAGGGAGACCUACCAGCGCGACAAGAAUAUCAUUUUGUAA
Penicillium macrosclerotiorum is the source of this 1566-nucleotide messenger RNA. Its product is annotated as putative RNA export mediator Gle1. Gene Ontology annotation, biological process: poly(A)+ mRNA export from nucleus; regulation of translational termination; regulation of translational initiation. Gene Ontology annotation, cellular component: nuclear pore; cytoplasm; nuclear pore cytoplasmic filaments. The record is from RefSeq and is a predicted model, not a curated record. NCBI's taxonomy places the organism in Eukaryota, Fungi, Ascomycota, Eurotiomycetes, Eurotiales, Aspergillaceae. Gene Ontology annotation, molecular function: phospholipid binding; inositol hexakisphosphate binding; translation initiation factor binding. Bases 1 to 1566 code for a protein of 521 amino acids. The transcript has 2 exons.